This is a messenger RNA of Monomorium pharaonis (pharaoh ant), 5137 nucleotides long. It is a transcript of the gene Mmp2, whose product is annotated as matrix metalloproteinase-2. The record is from RefSeq and is a predicted model, not a curated record. Bases 1447 to 3339 code for a protein of 630 amino acids. The transcript is spliced from 12 exons. Gene Ontology annotation, cellular component: extracellular matrix. Gene Ontology annotation, biological process: collagen catabolic process; extracellular matrix organization; proteolysis. NCBI's taxonomy places the organism in Eukaryota, Metazoa, Arthropoda, Insecta, Hymenoptera, Formicidae. Gene Ontology annotation, molecular function: metalloendopeptidase activity; zinc ion binding.
GAGUCCCACUCGUCGUUCGAAGCCACCGGCCGCCAUCUUCGUCGCGUUCGCGGUGCUUUCGCGCGCUUCACCCUUCGUCGUUUCGCCCUCGCCGGAUCAUCGCGGACUGAUUCACAGUGACGCCAGGUUGAGGUUUUACGUCACCGGAGGAUGAGAUUCGGAUCGCCGGUUGACAUCCGCUUUCCGCGCUUCCAGGGUGAAUCGCGCGGGAUGAACGAUGGCGAAAGUUGAAAAACGUCGCGUCAUGUCGCGGAAGAGUACAUGUCGUCGUGAUUACUUCAGGAAUUCUGAUUGAGGACCGGCUGCUUUGCCCGAUGAAAAGGACGACGGCGUCGCGAUGAUGAUGAUGCAGCGACCGGUUGGCGGAUGGACGCGCCAGUCGCUGGAAAGCCCGAACCCGGAGGAAAGUACGAAAAAGUCGGUAAUCACUGCCGUCGUCAUCAUCACCGCGGGCGGCGCAGGACUGCCGAGUUGACGAAAGUCGGUCGAAGAAGAAAGAGGGAAAGGAAGAAGCGAAACAAGGCAGCGACGCAUCGGUUAAUCACCAUCGUGGUCAGUCAAGACAUAGAAGAGGAAGAAGAGGAAGUGGGGAAAAAAAAGGAGGAACCAGGAGAGGAGCACACCCGUCGGUGGGAGGAACAAUCGUACACAGCGAGGGGUAAAGUCUCGGUUCACCACUGGAGACGUGGACGUUAAACGUAGACGACGUCCGGUCACGCGAGCGCCGAUAAAUUCGACAUCCUAAUCACGGAAUCCUAUUCAUUCAUCGAUGGAACGCUUCUUCAAGAAAAAUAUGAGACGUCGAUCGCGACGCGACGUUCCGCUGUCGUGAAUUAUCGUGAAUUACCUCGCGAAGGAUAUUUCGAACAGGUCGAUGAGCUACACGGCGUGGCGUGCCAUUUUUAGAAAUUUAAAAUACGUACCUUGGAUCUCGAGAGAGUAUUCGAGGAGACAUCGAAGCCAACGGAUAUUUAUAUUUUCGAUAUAAUUCGCGGACACUUCGAGGUGACCAAGAUUCCAUUUUGGCGACUAUCCCGACAUGGUUGAGAAAUUAUUCGAGUGAAGUUUCUACUCGAGCGCUGCUUCAUAUUUUGAUCGUUCGGAACAGAUUCUUUGAAUCACUCGUUGAUAUCUUCAAUUCGAUUGAAGAAUAUCCGACAGACCGGAUCCAGUGGGAUCUCGAUCUGUUCUACUACGCGCGUCUUGAGGAAACUCACCGGUGAAAAUUUUAUCCCUGCACGAAUAUUCCACGAAGGUAGUUCACGAAGGUAAAUUUGAAAAGUCGUCGAUAGCCGAUAGCGAACGGUAUGUGAGGAGAAGUUCAACUUUGGUAUAGUGCGGUUUAUCAUUGUUGAAUUUGCGUAAAACUUUCCCCGCGAUCGUGGCGAGCAUCGCGAGUGUUGCAAAAUCGGUGUUUGUGAUCCUCUCCUUCGGGAAGCUGGACAGAUGUGCUCCGUCGUGAAGAUGAUACGUUACAUAGCCAUCGCCGCCUUUCUCACUGUACUCGCUAGCGGAGUGCCGAGAUCUUCGAGCAUUUACGCGGACGACAACGUGCAAAAUUAUCUCAUGAGAUUCGGUUACUUACCUCAGACCGAUUUCGAAACAGGAAAUCUACGGACGGAGGACCAACUCAGGGAUGCUAUAAAAAAUCUGCAGAAAUUUGGUGGUAUUCCCGUGACGGGGGAGAUCGACGAGGCGACAAGGAAGUUAAUGAAGGCUAGGAGAUGCGGAUUACCGGAUAAGCCGGAUCUCAAAUUCACGAAGACGAGGCAUAAGCGUUUCACUAUUCACGGACAACAAUGGCCGUAUCGAAAUCUCACCUGGAGCCUGAGAUCCGAGCAGCCCAGCGGUCUGGACACGGGCGGGGUCCGGUUAGAACUGAGCAAGGCCCUCGGUCUCUGGGCCAGGAACUCGAAGCUCACCUUCCAGGAGAUCAACAGCGACCGCGCCGACAUCCUGAUCUACUUUCACCGGGGUUAUCACGGGGACGGAUAUCCGUUCGAUGGCAGAGGUCAGAUCCUGGCGCACGCGUUCUUCCCGGGGAAAGAUCGCGGCGGAGACGCUCACUUUGACGAAGAAGAGAUAUGGUUGCUGGAAGACGAGAGCAAUGAGGAGGGCACCAGCUUGUUCGCGGUGGCCGCUCAUGAAUUCGGUCAUUCCCUGGGACUGGCGCAUAGCUCGGUCCAAGGUGCUCUCAUGUAUCCCUGGUAUCAAGGACUGAGCCCCAACUAUGAGCUACCGGAGGACGAUCGCCACGGGAUUCAGCAGAUGUACGGGGCUCCUGAAGAUAAACUUUGGGGCAAUAUACCAGGUGGUCCACUGCCACCGGAGCAACCGCCUCCACCACCUCCGACAACUACGGCAACGACGACGACGACGACAACGACGUACAGGCCCUGGAGAACGAGACCUACCAGGCCGAAUCAUUAUCCAGAUGAUGGCAGACCUCGACAACCGGGUCGUUACCCGCAGAAACCCGAGUAUCGGCCGCACAAACCCCAUCGACAUCACACCACAUGGUCGACGACGACGACGACAACAACGACGAGGAGGCCCACGCCGAGGGUGAGAUUUCGAUGGACUCCGCCACAGCGGGAUGACGUGCCCGACAAAUGCGACACGAGCUAUGACGCUAUCAGCAUUAUUCGCCGAGAGGUCUUCGUCUUCAAAGGACGAUAUCUGUGGCGAAUAGGCGAUCAGGGAAUCUAUGAGGGAUAUCCGGCGGAGAUCACCAGGUUGUUCAAUCUGCCACUGGACAUCGAUCACGUGGACGCUGUGUACGAGCGACCGGAUAAAAAGAUAGUCUUUUUCAUCGGCCGUGAGUACUACGUCUUCGACGCCAACAAUCUAGUACCGGGUUAUCCGAAACCCCUUACAAAUCUAGGACUGCCAGAGUCCUUAGAGAAGAUUGACGGCGCCAUGGUGUGGGGCCACAAUGGCAGGACUUACUUCUUCAGCGGUUCCAUGUAUUGGAGGUUCGACGAAUCUGUUAAUUACGUGGAACUCGAUUAUCCCAGGGAUAUGAGCAUGUUUGCUGGCGUGGGAAACGACAUUGAUGCCGUUUUUCAAUGGAAAAAUGGUAAGACGUACUUCUUCAAAGGCAAAGGUUUCUGGGAGUUUGACGAUCUCAGGAUGAGAGUAAUACAUGAGAAACAGAGAUUGUCGGCACCAUUCUGGAUGGGCUGUCCGCCGCCGGAAGUAGAAACCAAUGACAUCGAGACCCAUAUGCCUAGGAAAUCGAGGAUUGUCUCAGCUUCCGCCGCCGUCGCCACAAGAGCAAUCACGCCAAUGUUUGCCGCGAUCGUUGUGAACUUUAUCAUGAGGAUAAUAUACGUGUAAAAAUGAGAUAAUGACGCACGUGUCUUUCCAGCAGACAAUGUGCGACGGGAAGCAUUUUGUACCUCACAUUGGAAUUUCGCGUGUGAAAUACGAAUACCGGAAAGUCAAUCGGAUUUUUAAAGCGCGAACGUCGAUAGAUCGGCGAAUACAGGGGUUGGAAGACCAUUCGUAUAUCGAUUGGAAUUUCAAAGAAAUGCCUGCGGCACAUUCGUACCCAUGGACUUCAACUUCCUCGCCGAGCCUUCCGAUGGAGAGAUCGCGAUUGCAGUUUAAACGAAGCUCUAGGAAUGAUAUCGAACCAAGUCGCGGAAUCAUACGUCUUCAAAAAAGAUAUAUUAUACGAAAUGAUUGACGAAUAUUAAAAUGUUAAGAUAUUACGAGAAAACAUUUUUCUAUACACUUUUUACUUUUAUUUUUUAUCUCGGUACCUAAAAUGAAAUAAAAUUGUAUUGACAUUUAAUUUUCUUUUAAGAGAAACGUGUGACUUAGGUCGAUAUUAUCAAUCCUGGAAAAACCACGCUAUCGCGUUACACAGGAACAUAUUUUUGUAUAUUGUCUUUUUACAUGGCCGCAUUUACAUGCGAAGUAAUUAACUUAAGAUGUAACUUUUUUUUUUAUAUCGCAUGACGAAUGAAUGACGGAUCCUCGAAGAUGCGAAAAGAAAUAAAAAUCUUGCGAUAAAAAUUUACAAACUACCACUGCCGAAAAUCCAUCCAGCGUUUUUCGAUAUUCUUUUUACAGGGGCCUUUAAAUUGAGAUAGAACUUAUAUACAUAUAUCCCUUCUAAGGGUCAAUAUGAGCCACAAAAAAUUCCGUGAUCCUUCCGUAAAUUGCAAUUAUUAGUUGGAAUCGACAAUCUCAAAACGAUAAAAUAAUCGAUUCCGACAGAGCACAUAUUUUAUAUAAAUAUUAUAUUAAUUAUUGAUACCGUAUAAUUUAGCAAAAGAGGACACGGGCAAACUGCAGUGUCGCCAGUUUUGUAAACUGUGAUAUUUAUAUACCGCGCGCAAGCAAAGUAGUUAGUGUAAUAUCAAGGAAUUAGCACAGAAUCAAUCUCGAAGAUUUAUAUACAGAGCCGGUGUACCAGAGAUGCUUGCACGAACUUUGCGGGCGUUGCUCCCGAUUUUUUCAAACCGAUUUCUUCUCAUGAGACACCAUUUUUAGUCUUCUCUCAAGAGAGAAUGAAAUUUCAAUCCAAAUUUAAUCUUAAAUGUUUUUUUCCACAUAAUCUUAAGUUGUAGCUUUGACAAUUGAGAAAAUUUUAAAAAUUGAAAAAUAAAAAGUAAAGAUGAAGAAAUUAAAUUUUUGCAAAUAAGAAAUUGACUGCAGUUUUAAUAUACGUGCGAUACGCCUCUGCGAAGUUUGUAGUAUUUGUAUUUCCAAUAUACAUCUCUGUAUAUAUAUAUAUAAAAACAUGUUUUAUAAUUAUGUAAUAGGUCGCGCGUAUUGCAGAACUUUGUACUGUAUGUUCAUGAAACGCGCAACAUUGGAAAGAAGACAAACGAUAUAAAUGAUAUUAUGUAUUUCAGAAAUAUAUAAUUAUAUUUUUUUUCUUCGAUUACAACUUUGACAAUUUUACUUCUGGUUGAGUAAAUACUUUGUUAUGGAAAAGCAGAUGCAUCAGAGUGUUCUACUAGAAAGCGACAACUUCUCCAAUUCUUUUUUAAUUCCAAACUUAAAUUAAUGUAAUGAGAAAAUUAAUGUAAUAUGCCGAUCUAAUGUGUUCUCUAUACUUAUUUUAUAUAUUGUCAGUUCGUGCUUUAUUUGUGUAUAUACGAAAUAAAGUGAUUUUACCAAA